Varanus komodoensis (Komodo dragon) is the source of this 1291-nucleotide messenger RNA. It is a transcript of the gene CCDC25, whose product is annotated as coiled-coil domain containing 25. The transcript is spliced from 9 exons. The coding region runs from base 73 to 696 and encodes 207 amino acids. Lineage: Eukaryota; Metazoa; Chordata; Lepidosauria; Squamata; Varanidae. The record is from RefSeq and is a predicted model, not a curated record.
GAAGUCGCUGGCUGGCGGAGCGGCCGCGGCUUGGUCCCGGGUCGGACGCGAAGGGCGCCCGCCGCCGUUGCCAUGGUGUUCUACUUCACGUCCAGCGUUGCCCCAGCUGCUUACACAAUUUAUAUGGGAAAAGAUAAAUAUGAAAAUGAAGACCUGAUCAAAUAUGGUUGGCCAGAAGAUGUCUGGUUUCAUGUGGACAAGCUGUCGUCGGCACACGUCUACCUCCGGCUGCACAAGGGGCAGGCGAUCGACGACGUCCCCAAGGAGGUCUUGAUAGACUGCGCGCACCUGGUGAAGGCCAACAGCAUCCAAGGCUGCAAGAUGAACCAUGUCAACGUGGUGUACACCUCCUGGAGCAACCUGAAGAAAACGGCGGACAUGGACGUGGGGCAGAUUGGGUUUCACCAGCAGAAGGACGUCAAGAUGCUGACAGUGGAGAAGAAAGUGAACGAGAUCCUGAACCGGCUGGAGAAGACCAAAGUGGAGCGCUUCCCAGACCUGGCUGCGGAGAAGGAGGCCCGGGACCGCGAGGAGCGGAAUGAGAAGAAGGCCCAGAUCCAGGAGAUGAAGCGGAAGGAGAAGGAGGAGAUGAGGAAGAAGAAGGAGCUGGAAGAGCUGAGAAGUUACUCUUCUUUGAUGAAGGCAGAGAACAUGUCCUCCAACCAGGAUGGCAAUGACUCGGACGACUUCAUGUGAGCCCCGGCACCCGGAAGACGAAGGUGGACGGGGACGUCCGGCCCCUUUGCCGCUGAUGCCCACGAACGAGCUGCCGGACUCGGGUGUCUCUGGACUCGUUUCCCUGUGGGCAGCGGCCCUGCGGGGAGCCACCUCCCUUUCUCUGGCCGGAGCAGCCCUGCGGGCUGGGGGGCCGCCGUUUCCAGCUCGGGUGUCUUGCUGGGGCAGGUGGGGUGGAGGCCGCUUCGGAACGGGCUGGUGCCGGAGAAGCUCAGGCUCCGCCUGGCGCCUCCCAGAGCAGGGCCGGCCCCGCUUGGCUGGCUGGCCGGCCGUGCUGCCGGAGCCGCUGCCGGCUGAGGACGCGCUCGUCUGGCCGUGCGGGGGCGCCGCUUGUCCUUUGCUGACUGGCGGCCCCCGCGUGGAGAGGCGGCCUCUCGGACGCUGCGGGACUUUGAGCUUUGCGCGCUGCAUUUCCGUGCUGUGGAUGCUGGCCUGGAGCCGGGGAGCAUCGCCCUGGGCGGGCCGUGCAGCGGUGGAGACUUCCGCCUGCCCGCCCGCCCCACGCCCUGCCCGCCCGCCUCGCCGUUCCAAUAAAGGAGUGUGAGCUUGGAUCGGA